AUGUCCGUCUCAUCUCAGGAUUCUCCCAACUCUACCACCGGAAGUGGUAGACAUUUCUCAAUGUCUCGAGACAAAUUCGAUAUCAAUAUUCCCUCACCCCAAAUUUCUAUUGUAUCAAACGGUGAUUUAACAUCUCCAACGACAUUAAAGUCACCGAGUACUCGUCGCGUCGCCACUUUUUCCCGGGAAGGUAUUUUGGGAUCCGCUCAGAAAGCCAGGAAUUUAUCACAAUCUUCCGCAGACAGAGACUCAAUCAUAAAUGGGUUACAAAGCAGACAAAAUCGAAAUCAAAACCAUAAUCAGAAUGGGCAUAGCGAUGACGGGAUCAACCCAUUGAAGAGAAGAAGUACUGAUGCUGGAAUUGACUACCCCAGACGGAGAGCCACCAUAGCCGUAAGUACUUCGGUCUUUGGGGUUAAUGACAAUAAUACCGACAAAAUAGCAGUGCGAGAUUUGUCGAUCUCGAAAAUCACGAUGUGACGGAAUUAAGCCCAAAUGCAAACUUUGCACAGAAUUAGGUGCCGAAUGUAUUUAUCGUGAACCAGGUAUCAAACUUGAUGCUGGGGAUAAACUCAUAUUAGAGCAUCUUACUCGAAUCGAAGGAUUACUCCAAUCGACAUUAAUCGGGCAAACAUCCAAUCUUGCUCUUUCCACUGGCUCGCCGUCUAUCAAUGGAGGAACCACGAGUAGUGGUGAUGAUUUGAUGAUGGCAGCCAACGGAGGCUUUGUCUCUUUACUUCCUGCCACAGGUCUUGGCACUUGGACCAAUCUCACCAAUAUUUCCACGAUGCCAAAAAUUCACACAAACGCUGCAUUACACUUACUUCAAUGGCCGUUGAUCCGCGAUUUAGUAUCACGACCAUACGAUCCCCAAAUUCUUCUUCAGCUCGAAAUGGCUAGAGAACCACUUGUUCUGUCAAAAACGCCUUGUUUAGAUCUCUCCAAUACCUCCGCAUAUAUCGAAGCAUUUUUCGCAAAGGUAAAUGUAUGGUAUGCAUGUGUUAACCCAUACAACUGGAACAAUCACUACCGAGUUGCUUUAUCAAAUGGAUUCCGCGAUGGUCCAGAAAGCUGCAUUGUUCUUUUAGUGCUGGCGUUGGGUCAAGCUAGUUGCAGUGGAAGCAUAUCUAGAGCGGCUAGUUCUGAAGAUCCUCCUGGACUUCCAUAUUUUGCAGCCGCUUGGGCACUUCUCCCAAGUCUGAUGACGAGGAGCUCGGUUUUAUCUGCUCAGUGUACAAUUCUUGCUUCUGCGUAUUUGUUUUACCUAGUGAGACCAUUGGAGGCGUGGACACUAUUAAGUAGUACGAGCACGAAACUUCAACUUCUUUUGAGUGCGCCUGGAAGGAUACCACCGAAUCAAAGAGAGCUAUGCGAGCGAGUGUAUUGGAAUUCAUUGUUGUUCGAGAGCGAUCUUUUGGCUGAAUUAGAUUUACCGCACUCCGGUAUCGUCCAUUAUGAAGAAGUGGUUGGACUACCUGGAGGCUUUGAGCAGGAAGAUGAGGAUGGAGUGGGUCGAGAUGAGCUCUGGUACUUUUUGGCCGAAAUUGCACUUCGCCGACUUCUGAACCGCGUCAGUCAACUAAUCUACUCGAAAGAUUCGAUGUCAUCGACAUCUAGUUUAGAGCCUGUCGUGGCGGAACUGGAUUUCCAAUUGUCACAGUGGUACGAAAGUCUGCCUAUCCCUUUACAAUUCCCAUAUACCCGAACACCUCUAGCAGAUCCUGUCCAGACCGUAUUGAGACUGCGGUAUUUUGCUUGUCGGACGAUCAUCUUCAGACCAUAUAUUCUUGCUGUGUUGGAUAACGAACAAGCAGCUAUGGAUCCAUCAGUUCGAGAAAACUGUCGCAAAUGCCUUGAAGCUUCAAUUCGACAACUAGAGCAUAUCAGCGCACAGUAAGUCCACACUUUCCGCUCCCCCAAGACAAUAACCUGACUAACUCACUUCCAGUCAUGCAGGUCACAUGCCCUAUCUCUGGCAAGGAGCUCUCAGCAUCGUUUCUCAAACCCUUCUCGUAAUGGGCGCCACUAUGUCUCCCUCACUAUCCGCCAUAAUCAACUCCCUCGUCAUCCACGACACAAUCGAUGACAUCAUAAACGAUGUAGUCAUGGAAAUCGAAAGAUACGCCCAUCUAGCCCCCAGUUUAAGUCUCUCUGCCGAAAUAAUCAGGGAAGCCGAAAUACGAAGACGCAGCUACCUUGGCGGCUGA
Sclerotinia trifoliorum is the source of this 2207-nucleotide messenger RNA. The record is from the annotation of a GenBank genome assembly. Lineage: Eukaryota; Fungi; Ascomycota; Leotiomycetes; Helotiales; Sclerotiniaceae.